Molecule: messenger RNA, 3726 nt
Organism: Frankliniella occidentalis (western flower thrips)
Lineage: Eukaryota; Metazoa; Arthropoda; Insecta; Thysanoptera; Thripidae
Product: BTB/POZ domain-containing protein 1-like
Exons: 7
Coding region: 289-1908 (539 amino acids)
Biological process (GO): neurogenesis
Cellular component (GO): cytosol
Molecular function (GO): protein binding
Source: RefSeq, a predicted model, not a curated record
UGUCAUUGUCAGUCAGCAGCCAGUCGACAGCGCCUCCGGUCGUCCGUCGCCUCGCCCGCCGGCCCGUCCGUCCUUCGGUGGGUGCAUUUGCGCGUGCGCUCUCUCCGCCCCUCGCGACCCCCGUGCGAAGCGUGGACCUUUCGUGCCGCCGCGAGUGUCGGAACGACCCUGUCUCGUCGUGGACAACCUCUCCAUCAGUGCAUGUAGCUGCACACCCCGUCCGGACGACCCCUGGACCAGCACUCCCUCCGAGAUGUAGGGGAGCAGGACCCACAGCUGACCGACCACAUGUCCUGGACAUGUCCGAGAACGCACCGGAGCACGCCCUGCUCGCCGUCUUCGUCCCGCAGAGCGCGGCACCUCGAGGGCCACGGGGCCCAGGCCGUCACCACGGCCCCGUCCGAGGACCAGGCGGGCUUGCGCCCCUUCACCUAUGUCGCCAGCAUGGGGGGCCUGUGGGGCCCCCGCUACCCAGCGACCUGGGACUGCUGCACCACGCAGCAUAUCGACGACAACGUGCUACUGCUGGACAACGAGGCGGAGAGCGACGUGGAGUUCGUGGUCGGCCCGGACGGCGACACGUGGCGCAUCCCGGGCCACCGCGACGUUCUGUCCGCCAGCUCGCCCGUGUUCAAGGCCAUGCUCACCGGGCCCCUGGCGAACGACAGCAAGGUGCGCGUGGACGACAUCGACGGCCGCGCCUUCUACCAGCUGCUCAGGGUUCUGUACGGGGCCGUGCCGGAGAUCCGGUCAGAGCAGACGUGCCUGCUGACCAUGUACGCCGCCAACAAGUACCUGUGCACGCGGCUCUUCCUGCACUGCGUCGAGAUGGCGGACGGCUUCCUGCGGCCGGCCAACGUGCUCCGCGUCAUGCAGGCCAUCCGCUUCUUCCUCCCGGACGACCUGGACGUCGACGAGGCCUUCACCCCCUCCGCGCCGCCGCUAGAAGAGGGCAGCGAUGGCGAGCAUGGGGUGAAAAGCUCGGAGGCGGCCACAGCGCCGUGCACGCCGCUGCUGGAGACCGCGAAGGACAAGGACAAGGUGCCUCAGAUCCAGGCCCAGCGGCCAACUCCCUGCCCAAUGCCCAUGCGACUCUCCCUCGGUGUGCAGCGGGUGCGGGUGGAGCCCGGACCGGCGCCGAUCGCCGACAAGGACUUCCCGGACCCCGACGUCGAGGCCAACAUGGGCUGGUACUGCAGCGCCCUCUACUGGAACUGCUUGCAGUUCGUGGACGCCUACAUCGACGACGUCUUCGAGUGCGAAUGCGUGGAGGAGCUGCACCACGACGACCUGGUGACGCUGCUGCGGAGGGACUCGCUGCACGUGCGGCGGGAGGCGCGCCUGUUCAGCGCCCUGGCCCGCUGGGCGGACCGCGAGUGCAAGCGGCGCGGCGAGCGGAGCUGCGCGGACAACAAGCGGCGCGCGCUGGGCGAGGCGCUCUACCUCGUGCGCUACCUCCGGAUGUCCAUGGUGGAGCUGCUGGCCGGGCCCAUCAAGAGCGGCCUGCUCGACUCGCACGAGACCGCCUGGAUCCUGGGGCUCGCCGUCGGCAACCCGCAGCCCAGCCCGCCAGACUCCCUCCGGCCCUUUGCGCACCUGCUGGAUGCGCCCCGGCCCGCUCCGAGGCCCUGCUACAUUCAUCUAAGUUUGCGUUCCAUGGAGCGAACGCCUAUCCGAAAGGUUGAGGGAUGCACCAUGACAGAUUGGAGCUGCCCUGUGGACAUGAGUGAGGCCGAGGUCAAAAGGCAGGUGAAGGCACUCAAGGAGAUAGCUAAGAAGCAGAAGAAAGAAGAAAAACGACUUCGGAGGCUACAAGGGAGGCCUGACCAAAACGGCUGUUGCAGCAAGUGCAGCUCUGGAUGCUUUGCUGAGGUCUUUUUUUCCGUCUUGGCCUGUAUAUUUGACUGAUUGCCUUGAACAUUACGACUGAGUGUAACACAUGUGUCUGUGAGGUCACGUGGGAUGCACAUUCUAUGCGGUGUAAAAAGGGACCAGACUGGGUGUCCCUUCAUGAGUGCUUUGAUGCUAAUACGCUUAUAUUUUAUUAUUUAAUUGAAAAUAAUGACAACCUUGCUCUGCUCGGUUCAUUAUUGCAUUCAUUGCAAGAUUACCAACAUUUUAUAGAGGCCUAUAUGUAUGUGUUUCAGUGAUUAUUGCUACAGGAGCUCAAAUCAAGAAUCAAUUUAUAUUUCCGCUGAUUUUUAUGUAGCAUUUGCUUUUUAAAAUAGCAAUCAAGACUAUUUGCUGAAAGCAUUGUUAAAGCCUUCUCUGGCUGCUGGAAUGUUUUAGUGGGCCAUUCUUGCAGUGUAGCGUGCUUUAGAUGUGUGUACUCUGCCCACUGUAUUUCUGUGAUUCAUUUGCUUUUAUUAUUGUGUCUGUCUCUUGUUUCUGACUGACGUUUUUGUUACAGUAUUUCUUUUAGUGUACCGAUAGUCUAAUCUCUUAGUUUUGUCAUUUUAUUUAUAAACCGUUCCCUUAUGUUUUUUGGACAUUGAAGUUUACAUGCACUGUAAUGGAGUUUAAUUAAGAGGCUUUAAUGCAGUUCAUGUCCUUGUAACCCUAAGUGGUUACAAAUGAUAAUGCCUGGAGGUUGCAUUUCAUAAAGCCAUAGAAUUAAAACUUCUGUUAGCUGUGUUAAAUUUGGCCCUUUAUUGUUACGCAGUUCAAAAUUUUGCAUUGUAUAUCUCUACAAUUUCCAUCAAAUUUUUAUGUACAAUGAUGAGCAAAAUAAGUGAUUCUGUUUUUUUUAUCUGACAAGAAGCACAUUUCUUAAAAAGGAAAAACAACAACUUAUUUUUAAAUUGAUAAGUCUGCCAAAAGCAGACCAGCAUUUCAUUGGACAAUGGUCUUUCUGUAAAUGUGUAUGAAAAUAUCACUUAGUGAAAUGUAUGAGAGACCAGCCACCUGGAUAUUACAUCAUGACUAAGGGUAAAAUGUCCUAUUCGAAAAAUCAACUUUACAAAGCUGUCAGAGGCUUGUAUUUUAUUGAAGUGUUGUUAAAAGUCUAUUUGCAGAAGGUGCUGGCACCAGCAGAUUCUUUAUUUUCCAACCAAGGAAAUUCGUUGACGAUAUUUCAGUAUUAAUUUUGGAAUAAUUUAAAAUGUUUAUUAUUUUUUAAACUUUCUCUAAAAUUGGCUUACAGAGAAUUACUCAAAACUCAGUACCAUGUAUUUUGAAUAUAUAGAAAGCAAUUUGAACUGUUGGAAUUACAAAAAUUUGAUUAGGGAAACAACUGCUCUUUGAAGAGUGCUGUUAGAGGGAGGUGAUCAAAUCAAAUUUGUUUUAUAGUGUAUGUACAGUAAUACCUUGACGAUUCAUGACUAGAAAUUAUGGAUUGCCCAUUAAAUUGGUCUGCUGAUAUACUUACAGCAUUGUGAUCAAUUGUAGUAAAAAUGAGAUCUUUCCAUAGGUUAAUAUUUUUUUUAAAGGUGUGAUAGGAAGAAUAUUAGCAUAGUAUAAAGGACACAUGAAUUUGAUUUUUGGAAAGAAUUGUUUUGUAUGAAAUGUACACUAACAGUCUAGUCAAGGGUAUUGUGAUUAAGCCGAAUAAGCUGUCUGAUUGUCGUUUUCUUGAUCUUUGUACAAGCGAAACAGUUUUUUGAGAAGACCAGUAGACUUACAGUAUUAGUCACAUUCAAAGGGAGCCUCAUCCACUGUAUGAAAUUGUCCGAGGCAGAAAAUUAUAUACAAAAUGUGUUCAAUUAAACUAAAAUUGCUGGAAAUGCA